Messenger RNA from Ichthyophthirius multifiliis, 2640 nucleotides. RefSeq lists its product as hypothetical. The transcript has 9 exons. The record is from RefSeq and is a predicted model, not a curated record. NCBI's taxonomy places the organism in Eukaryota, Ciliophora, Oligohymenophorea, Hymenostomatida. Gene Ontology annotation, molecular function: microtubule binding.
AUGAAAGGGACUAUUUAUUUAUUUAAUUCUUAAACUUUAUAAGAAGAUGAUUAUAAAGGUUUAUAAUGGAUAGAGGAUAUAAAAAUAAGCCCAGAUGAGACUUUAGUAGCAUUUGGUGCUCAUGAUUGCGCUUCUACAGUAGAAAUAUUUGAAAUAAAAGGGAAUAAAUUCGGUCCUAAAGUAGUGGCAUGUGUACGCUCUAAUACUUAAAGAAUAAUGGCUUCUGGAGAAGUAAAUGGGAUUAUUAAUUUAUAUUAAUAUCCUGCAUGUGUAAGUAAAUAAUUACAUACAUCAUAUAUUGGACAUACAGGAAGAAUUACUAGAUUGAGAUUUACAGCAGACGACUAGUUUUUAAUUACUGUAGGAGGAUAAGAUAUGUCUGUAAUGAUUUGGGAAGUAAAAAAUUUAAAUUCUAAUGUAAUUUAAGACGAAUUAAUGAACGAAGAUGAUGAUUUAGCUUUAGAAGAUAUCGGGAAUUUAAAAGGAAAAUAAUUAAGAGUAGCAGGAGAAAAAUUUGGGAAAUAAAAAUAAAUUUUAAAAAAAGAUGAAGAUACAGAUGAUAUUUUCGGUAAAGAAGAAAUAGAAAAAGGAGAUGAAUUUAUGGCUAUUAAGCCUUGGUUAGGAGCAAUAAAAGAACCUUCUAACUAUUAUAAAGAUCCUUUAAAUUAAUCUAAAGAACCACCUAUUUAAUUAUAAAUUGAUUAUGUUCAUGGAUAUAGAUCUAAAGAUUGCAGAGAUAACAUUUUUUAUUUAAAUUAUGGUGGAAUCGUAUAUCAUGCAGCUGCUUUAGGAAUCGUUUUAGAUAUUUAAAAUAAUACUUAAAAGUUUUUCGAUUUACAUAAUAAUGAUAUUGCUGCUAUAGCAAUUCACUAAGAUAAAAUAAGAGUAGCUACUGGGGAAAUAGGACCAAAACCAUCAAUAUAUGUUUGGAAUACAACUACUUUAUUACACUAAUGCCAUUUUAAAGGAUAAUUAGCAAAGGGAAUAAGUGCACUUGCUUUCAGUCCAAAUGGAGAUAAAUUAAUUGCUGCAGAUAUUGAUGUUGAUCAUAAGAUUGCUAUUUUUAAUAUUAAUGCAAAAUCAAAAAAUGGAGGAGUAUUAUUAAUAUCUGAAAAAACAGGACCAAGCUAAAUUUUUAAUAUAAAAUGGAGAAAUGAUAAUGAAUUUGCUUUUGCAGGAACUAAAUUAUUUAAAGUUUAUUAAGUUAACUAAUCUAAUUAAUUAUAAUCUUCAAAAGGUGUUUGGGGUAAAUCACAAUGUUCAAAUUUAUUGAUUUCUUUGAAUGUUUUUGGAGAAGAUUAUUUAUGUGGAGCUGUUGAUGGUAGUCUUUAAGUAUUUAAAGGAAAUUAACUAUCUUUAUUUAAAAAACUACAUGAUAAGGCACUUGAUUCUAUUUUUGUUUAAAAUUCUUAAAAUCAAAGUUCAUAAUAUAUUUUUACAGGAGGAAGAGAUUGUAAAAUUAAUAUUUUAGAUAAAACAUAUAAUCUGAUAUUAAUUAUCCCUGUUGAAGAAUAACUUAAGUCAUAAAUAAUUUUAAAUUCAGCUUGUUCAGAAAUUAGAGCUAUGUGUCUUUCUUAAGAUUGUAAAAGCUUACUCGUGGGAACUUUCGGAUCUGAAAUUUACGAGUUUACAACAAAAGAUAUAAAACUUAAUAAUUCAACUAAAUUUGGAACUGUAAAAAAUCUAAUUAGAGGUCAUUAUUGUCCAAAUAAACAAUAAUUAAAUGAAGUUUGGGGUUUAGCAACUUUUCCUAAUAAUAAUGAUUUAUUCGCUACAUGUUCUGAUGAUGGAACUUUAAGAGUUUGGUCAGUAAGUUAAAGAAAAUAGGAUAAAAUGAUUCGCACUAAUUUAGAUGCUAGUAAAAAUGAAAUUCCAAAUAACAGUCAAGGCGGAAAUUUAUAAGAUAAUAUUAAAGGUAAAUGUAUAGCAAUAAAAUAUGAUGGAGAAUAUAUUGCUGUAGGAUUUAAAGAUGGAACAUUAAGAUUAUAUGAUUAGAAUCUUAAUUAAGUCUAAUGUGUUAGAAGUGCUAAAGAAUGGAUUUCUGAUGUUAAAUUUUCGCCUGAUGGUACUACAUUAGCUGCCGGUUCUCAUGAUAAUGCUAUUUAUAUACAUAAUAUUCCUGAUUUAAAAUUAAAAGUAAAACCAUUAAGAAAACAUUCUUCUUAUAUCACUCAUAUUGAUUUCUCUUAAGAUGGUAAUGUUCUACACUCUAAUUGUGGGGCUUAUGAAUUAUUAUAUUGGAAUAUUAAUUAAGCUAAAUAAAUUACAUCAGGAGCAACUAGUUUAAGAAAUGAAUUUUGGGCUACUUGGACUGCUACUUUAGGAUGGCCUGUCUAAGGUAUUUGGCCUGAAGCCGCUGAUGGAACUGAUGUUAAUUCAGUUGAUAGAAGUAAUGCUACUUUUAUGGGAAACAUAAAUCCACCAGAUAAUUAUUAUUUAUUAGCUACUGGAGAUGAUUUUAGUAAAUUAAAAGUAUUUAGAUAUCCUUGUGUUUAGAAAGGUAGUAAGGCUAUUAUUGGUAAAGGACAUUCAAGCUUUGUUACUAAUGUUAAAUUUUCGAAUAAUGAUUAGUAUAUUUUCAGUGUAGGAGGAGAGGAUAAUUGUGUGUUUUAAUGGAAGAUUAUUUACAAAAAUAAAUGA